UAAUAUUUCGGCUUUAAAAUUUGUAAAACAAAUGCGAAACAACUGAGCCGCUUACUUUUCUUAACUACGCCUAACAUACAUAAUAACAAUAACAACUAAUCCUUUACUAGACUUUUAUUAACCUUGACUGAUAACGUAGAAAUUUGGCAUGAUUGUAGACCUAAGUUUGAGUAAAAUACAGACGAUUUUAUAUUUUUCGAGACAACAUUUUCAUAAUUCCAUUCAUUUCAAAAAAAUAAAGUAAAAGUUGCUUCGUUCUGUGGUGCUUUCAAAAUACCGUAAUUUGGCACAAGCUUCUUCUAAUUUACAGACAAUGGCCAAGUAUUGUUUAACUUGAGGACAUAUCAAUUUUAGUCAAAAUAAAAUUGCACUUUAUUUAGUACGUAAAGUUUAUUGUUAUCUUGAAGACAAUUGUUCCUAACUUAUAUGAACUUGUAUCGAAUGUUGUACUCUAAAUAUGAGUAGGAAUUGUAAUUGCACUUUUAUUAAAUAAAAUAGAUGGUCAAGGUCACUGUUAAGUACAUAUAUGAGAUACACUUAACGUCAGCCCUUUAUUCUAGUAAUCGUUUUGUUCAUCUUUAUAUACCAUUACCUACCGCCAUACACAUAAGUGGUCUGUAAUAAUAAUAGUUAGGUGAGAUUAAACUGCGUGUUUUUUUAGUUAAUUUUUUUACGAUGCUCAGAAUAUUGAUUGAUCAAAGAACUUUACGGAUAAUAAUAUGUGUAUUUUUUAUUUUAAAAAUGAUCACCGUAUCUGAAAAUUACUGUAAUGUACGAUUGGAAGAAAGGCCCUAAGUACUUCAAAUUAACAUUAUAGGUCGUAAGGGCAUUGGAGAUUACCAACAAGAGUGGGGUCACGUUUCUGUAAGACCACACGUUCACAUGUUUUGGUGGCUAUUUUUUACCACCGCAAAUGUUACUAACUACACAGAAAGGCCAUUAAUUAUUUGGUUACAAGGGGGUCCAGGUAUGCCAUCUAGUGGUUAUGGUAAUUUUUUAGAAAUAGGCCCAUUGGACUUGAACCUUAAGAUAAGAGAGCACACCUGGUUAAAUAAUUUUAAUUUACUUUUUAUUGAUAAUCCUGCAGAUGUCGGAUUUAGCUAUUUUACAUCACCGGAAAGUAAUAAAAGGCUGGCUAAAUCAGUUGAUGACAUCGGAAGAGAUCUUGUUUCGUUUAUAAGAAAAUUUCUAAAUUUAUUUGAACAAUUCAGAACGGUACCACUCUAUAUUUUUGGGGAGUCCUACGGUGGAAAAAUGGCAGUGGAGUUUGCCUACCAGCUCUACAAGAAAAUUGAAAAUGGUACAAUUACAGCCAAUUUUCGAGGUAUUGGAUUGGGCGGGGCGUACAUAUCGCCAAUAGAUUAUACCAAACAAUAUGCACAAAUUUUAUACAAUUUUGGAAUAGUGGACAGAAAAAGUUUCGAUAAGCUAGUGAAAAUUCAAAGAAAAAUAGAAAAUUCAAUAAUAAAGAAAAAUUACCACUACGCUAUUAAGUUGGAAGCCAAUCUUGUGUCAGCAAUAGACGAAAUUACCCGUGGAAUUGACUAUUACAACUUCGACAGGGAAUGCAAUGCAACAUCGUUACCAAAUGUUCUGCGAUUUGAAAAUGUUACAAACAGUUUUAUGAAUAAUGUUAUCAAGGAAUCGUUGAACAUAUCGGAAAAUAUAACGUGGAAAUACAUCAAUGCAGAUGUUUAUGAAGCCCUAUACAACGACAUCAUGAAGCCCGUUACUACAAGAGUUGAGGAACUACUUAAUCAAAGUGACGUGAAAAUUAUUGUCUAUAAUGGUGUAUUCGACUUUAUAGUCAACGUGGCUGGUACUGCUGAGUGGUUGAAAAAUUUAAGUUGGAUAGGUAGAGAAGAAUGGAACAAUGCGACAAAUCAACUUCUUCAAGUAAAUUUUACAAACGAAGGCUAUUUCAAACGAGUCAGAAAUUUAGUAUUCUACAGCGUUUUAAGGGCAGGUCACAGCGUUCCGAUUGACAAUCCAGCGGCCAUGGAAGAAAUUCUUAAAAAUGAACUUCUAAAAGAUGUUGAAUUUACAUAACUAGUCAUAAUUUGAAAAACAUUGUUGUUAGGUUUUGUUAUAGAUAUUUUAUAUUAAAUAUAUUGUUAAAAAAAAUAAGAGAUUGUUUAAUUUUUCUUUUCGAAACAUGGGACACUAAAAGUUAUUAGUGAUGACUGAAAUUUCACCGGCCACUAACAUCAAGAUGAAAUUAUUUAAACAAUUAAAUAAAUUGGUUUCUUUUCACAAAUAUAUUGGAAUUCCUCUAUCAUACGCUUCAGUUGUUAAAUCAUUUGUACCUAAGACUUUGAAAAUGGUUUAAUAACCAAAACAUAUGUACAUAGGUAUAUCAGAACUAUUCUAAUACAUUUGUCAAACAAAAUCAACUGUUUUAUUUAGUCAUUCAAUUACUAAAAAUUACCUACAUAACUUCUCAUUAAUACCAAAAAAUAAUUUUAAUUCAAUUUAGUUCCUUUCGCUCAACCUAAACUUUAUCUGGUUGUAGCAAAUUUUAUUUAAAACAGAAAAAUUAAAUUAAAAAAAACCUACAAGUAUUCAAGAAAAUACUGUAAAAGAAUUAUUAGCUGUAAUAUUUUGUACGUAUAAAAAUGUAUUAUCAUUAAAAAGUAGAAUAUGAAAGUAGCGCACCUAUUAAUUAGUUAAUACAAUUUAUCAUCUUCGAAAAGUGUUUACGCCUUUCUGCCUGAGAAAAAUAAAUAAGUGAGAAAACUGUAUUAAACAUUUUUCUAACGUUUUGUUAAAAACAAUUCAAUUAAGUAUUACCUAUGUACAUAUGUACAUUCCUUAACGAAUAAAAAGGGUCGAUAAUACAUUAAAAUUGAGCGAAGCACGUUACCAUUUUUAAUUGACGAUAUUAUUUUAAAUACUUAUGU
Molecule: messenger RNA, 2900 nt
Organism: Agrilus planipennis (emerald ash borer)
Lineage: Eukaryota; Metazoa; Arthropoda; Insecta; Coleoptera; Buprestidae
Product: retinoid-inducible serine carboxypeptidase
Exons: 9
Coding region: 883-2049 (388 amino acids)
Biological process (GO): proteolysis
Molecular function (GO): serine-type carboxypeptidase activity
Source: RefSeq, a predicted model, not a curated record